CGCGAGGAUCUCGUGUUUACAUGCAUUUCUUACAAUGGCGUCCUCAACUCCGAUCUCUUCGCAGUACUCUCCGAUUCUUUUUCAGUUACCGAAAAAUUCGCCCCAAUUUCGCCUGAUCCUCGCCGGGAUAUCGUUAUCGAGAUCGAGAUCUGGGAUACCCCGCGGCCCGUCUCAGCCGCGGAAGUAGGGAUCAAGUGUUUUGCUGUACCUGAAGAUGUGGUGGACGGCGGAGGAGAACUCAUCUUGGAUAAAAAUGGUGAAGAUGAGGUUAGAGAUGGCGAUUCGGAUGAUGAGGUGAACGGUCAGGAUUUCACCAAUGGAUCGGCCGUUCCUCAGAGGAUUCCGUUCUCCGGGGAUUCUCUCUCUCUGGGCAUUCGCGAGCCCAUCUAUGAGGUUGUGGAAGUAAGUUCAGAUGGAAUGGUAUCUACAAGGAAAAUCAAUCGAAGACAUUUGUUAAAAUCGAGUGGCCUCCGACCUCGAGAUAUAAGGAGUGUUGAUCCGUCAUUGUGGCUAACCAACUCAAUGCCUUCAUUGUUGGUGCGUGAUUAUGCUAUAUUGCUGAAUCUGGGAUCCUUGCGGGCGAUUGCAAUGCAAGAACGUGUGUACAUAUUCAAUUAUAAUCGUAAAGGUGGAAAAGCUUUCAUUGAUACAUUGCUACCGCGCUUAAAUCCGAAGAACAUUAAUGGAGGGCCCUCAAUGCCAUUUGUGCUUGAGGUGGUUGAGGCUGCACUGCAUUCUCGAAUUCAACGUCUGGAACGGAGAUUAAUGGACUUAGAACCACGCGUGCAAGCUUUACUUGAGGUUCUUCCCAAUCGAUUGACUGCUGACAUAUUGGAGGAACUCCGGACUAGCAAACAGACGUUGGUUGAAUUGGGCUCUAGAGCUGGGGCUCUUAAACAAAUGCUGCUUGAUAUCCUUGAGGACACUCAUGAAAUACGACAAAUUUGUAUAAUGGGAAGAAACUGCACUCUUAUGAAAAAUGACGAGGUUCAAUGCUCUGUUCCUUCGGAGAAGGAGAUAGCAGAGGAAGAGGAGGAAGAAAUUGAAAUGCUUCUGGAAAAUUAUCUCCAAAGAUGCGAAUCCUGUCACGGUCAAGCAGAGAGGCUUCUCGAUUCAGCAAAGGAGAUGGAAGAUUCAAUUGCUGUAAACCUCAGCUCUCGGAGACUGGAAGUAAGUAGAGUGGAACUUCUUCUUCAGGUUGCAACAUUUUGUGUCGCAGUUGGUGCCUUAAUUGCAGUUCGCCUUCUGGCUAACGACAGCAGGGAUUUUUGUGGGUGCUGUGGUUGGAUUUUUUCUCAUGUACUCCUACCUCAGGAAAAGAAAAAUUCUGUGAGCUUCCAACCCUGUCAGAAUCCCACCGAUGCUAGUUAUGUAAGCGACAUGAAGUCAUACAACCUCAAGCAAUCAUUCGUAAAUCGAACAUUUGAACGAAUCCAGCAAAUGCACUUGAGUAAACUCGUCCAGCAACUCAUCACCCUCCGUCUACUUUUGAUUUUUCUCUUACCUCUACUGCAACCGCAUCUGCAUCCGGACAAGUUCUGCCCUCGCAAGCCUUACGCGACCACCAGAAUGCGCACAAGCGGGAGAGAGACGACACCAGGAGAUCGCUCACGACUGCCGGCGAAUUCUCCCGCCAUCCGUUCGCCGCCGCCUGCAAUAUUGAUGGGCCGAGAAAAUCGACCAAUCCAAAAUAUAGCUUUAUCCACCAGAUCCGAAGCUUAA
This is a messenger RNA of Striga asiatica, 1722 nucleotides long. NCBI's taxonomy places the organism in Eukaryota, Viridiplantae, Streptophyta, Magnoliopsida, Lamiales, Orobanchaceae. The record is from the annotation of a GenBank genome assembly.